Messenger RNA from Penicillium waksmanii, 1797 nucleotides. RefSeq names its product ferric reductase family protein. Bases 1 to 1797 code for a protein of 598 amino acids. The transcript is spliced from 4 exons. NCBI's taxonomy places the organism in Eukaryota, Fungi, Ascomycota, Eurotiomycetes, Eurotiales, Aspergillaceae. Gene Ontology annotation, biological process: intracellular iron ion homeostasis; iron ion transport; copper ion import. Gene Ontology annotation, molecular function: ferric-chelate reductase activity. The record is from RefSeq and is a predicted model, not a curated record. Gene Ontology annotation, cellular component: plasma membrane.
AUGUUCCGCCUUCUUCUCGCUCUAUCCCUCGCGGGGUUGAGCAGUGCAGCCGAAAUUGAAAAACGAGGUGGUAAACCAAAGUCCGCCUUAGAUUUGUGGUAUGAAGCAGUGAAUGAUGAUCUGGCUCGGUACUGUAUCCUCGCCCUUGGCUGUGCGGCUGCGGCCAUGCUGGUAUGGACCCUCGUCUUCCGAUUCUCCGGCCAUCUGCGACGAUUGUCAAGCUUUACCGAUGACAAACAGCGAUAUUUCGUACCUGCUCAUGGUACCUUCUCCUGGUUCAAGGAGCACUUGAUUUAUGCCCCGUUAUUCGGCGUCCGUCACAACCGCGAGUUCCAACUUUCCACCGCCAUCAACAUGGGCACGCUUCCCAGCCGAUUCCACGGUAUUCUAGUCUUCGGAGUGGUUGCCAUGAACGUCAUCCUCUGUGUGGUGACUACGCCUUACGCAUCAGAUGAAGAUACUCUGUCGGGUAUCAUUCGCAACCGGACAGGUACAAUGGCCACCGUUAACUUGAUUCCCCUUGUUCUUAUGGCUGGCCGUAACAACCCUCUUAUCGAGAUGCUGCAUGUCCCCUUCGAUACCUGGAACUUGCUCCAUCGGUGGCUGGGCCGUAUCGUUGUGCUUGAGGGUGUUGCGCAUACACUUGCAUGGAUGAUUCCUAAGGCCCAAGAAGCGGGCUGGGACGUCGUUGGGAUUUCUCUGUCGUCUAGCAGCUUUCUGUACACUGGCAUGGGGACAACUGCUGCCUUCGUGGCCCUCCUGUUGCACUCUCCGUCGCCGAUUCGCCAUGCAUUCUACGAAACCUUCGUCCACCUGCAUUUCAUAUUCGCAGCAGCUUCUUUCGGUCUCCUCUGGGUGCAUUUGCAUGGAUUGACUGCUAAGGCGUAUCUCAUUGCCGCUAUCGUCCUGUGGGCUCUCGAGCGCGCGGUUCGAUUCUUCAUCAUUUUCUACCGUAACUUCGGUCGCGAGUCUACCACCGCCAUUGUCGAGGCGAUGCCGGGAGAUGCAAUGCGUAUUACUCUGCGUAUGGCCCGCCCAUGGACCUUCCGCCCUGGUCAACACAUCUACCUGUACAUCCCAGCUGUUGGCUGGUGGACUUCCCACCCCUUUUCCGUUGGCUGGAGUGAGACUGAAGACUCAAUGUCUGACGAGAAAUCACUGCCCAUGUCGAAGCAAGAUUUGGUCGGCGCGCCUCAAAAAGAGACCAUCUCUCUGUUGGUCCGUCGCCGUACCGGUAUGACCGACAAGCUGUUCCAGCGCGCCUCCAACGCCAUUGGCAACCGUGUCACCCUGCGCGCCUUUGCCGAAGGUCCUUACGGCAAUAUCCACACCAUGGACUCCUAUGGCACAGUAAUGCUCUUUGCCGGUGGUGUCGGUAUCACCCAUCACGUCCCUUUCGUUCGCCAUCUCGUUGCUGGUUUCGCCGAGGGUACUGUCGCUUGCCGUCGUUUGACACUUGUCUGGAUCAUCCAAUCGCCUGAACACCUAGAGUGGAUCCGGCCUUGGAUGACCAGCAUUCUGGCCAUGGACCGUCGCCGCGAAGUUCUCCGCAUCAUGCUCUUCGUUACCCGCCCACGUAACACCAAGGAAAUCCAGAGCCCGUCGGCGACUGUGCAGAUGUUCCCUGGCCGUCCUAACAUCGACACUCUGGUCGGUAUGGAAGUGGAGAACCAGGUUGGCUCGAUGGGUGUCCUGGUCUGUGGUAACGGAGGACUGAGCGAUGAUGUCCGCAAGGUUUGCCGCAGAAGACAAAAGCGGACGAAUGUUGACUACGUCGAGGAAAGCUUCUCCUGGUAG